GCUCAGUGGGUUAAGCUGCUGCCUUUGGCUCAGGUCAUGAUCUCAGGGUCCUGGCAUCGAGUGCCACAUCAGGCUCUCUGCUCAGUAGAGGGCCUGCUUCCCUUCCUCUCUCUCUGCCUGCCUCUCUACCUACUUGUGUUCUCUCUCUGUCAAAUAAAUAAAUAAAUUUCUUAAAUCUUUUUAAAAAAUAAAUAAAAUAAGAUCCCAACAGCAAAAAACAAAACAAAAAACAAAAAACCCAAGAGUUAAAAAAAAAAAAACUUUUCAAAAAAAAAAUCACAGAUCUAGAAUAUAUGUUAUUUUAUUACAGGAUCAUAUGUUUGGCCACACUGCUUAACACCGUGCACUCAACCGCCCGUCACUAUUAUGAUUAUUUAUUCCUACCCAGCCUGGGAAGAGAUGUUGAUUAGCACGAUAAUAACAGGAUCUUACAUUUUUUGAAUGUUUACUAUGUGCCAAGCCGGGUUUUACAGAUGAGAAGGCUGAAGCUCAGAUCAGUCACCUGUCCAGGGUCACAGAAUAAGAAAGUCUGCCUGCCUCAGAAACCCAGAAACCGGCACUGUUCCUGAACCCCAAGUGGCCGCGGGGGGGCCCCCCAGGGCCCCUGCCGCCUCCCGCGGGACCAGCAGGGCGGCCUCCUCCGGCUUAUCUCAGCCCAGGCUGCGUGUGGUCCCACCCCCUCGGGGGAGCUGCCACUUGGAGGCGCCUGGCCGGGAAGGGCCUGGUCAGCUGUGUCCGGCGGAGGCAGCUGCUGACCCAGCUGUGGAUUGUGCCAGGGGCGGAAGGGGGGCAGGGGGCAGGGGCCCUGGGCCCCCCAUCGCCAGGGACUGCAUCAUGGAUCACUUUCGGGCCCACCUCUGGCCCGGUGUCUGCUCUCUCUGUUUAUUGCUCGCUGGGGCCGCCUGGGCUUCCCCACCCAAAUCCCUGGACCCCAAGUUUGAAAGUAAAGCGGCCCUGCUGGCUGCCCGCGAGCCCGAAGAGCUUCUGUGCUUCACCGAACGGUUGGAGGACUUGGUGUGUUUCUGGGAGGAAGCGCCAAGCGCCGGGGUCGGCCCCAACAACUACAGUUUCUUUUACCAGCUCGAGGGUGAGCCAUGGAAGCCAUGCAGUCUGCACCAGGCGCCCACGGCUCACGGCGCUGUGCGUUUUUGGUGCUCGCUGCCUACGGCCGACACGUCGAGCUUCGUGCCCUUAGAGCUGCGCGUCACAGCGGUAUCCUCGGGCGCUCCACGCUAUCGCCGUAUCAUCCACAUCAACGAAGUGGUGCUCCUGGAUCCCCCCACGGGGCUGCUGGCACGGCGGGCGGACGAGGGCGGCCACGUGGUACUGCGUUGGCUCCCGCCUCCUGGGGCCCCGGUGGCCAGCCUCAUCCGCUACGAAGUGAACAUUUCCUCUGGCAACAUCGCAGCGGGCGCACAGAAGGUGGAGAUCCUAGAUGGUCGCACUGAGUGCUUGCUGAGCAACCUUCGGGGUAGAACGCGUUACACCUUCAUGGUACGCGCGCGGAUGGCCGAGCCGAGCUUUGGUGGCUUCUGGAGCGCCUGGUCCGAGCCUGCGUCGCUGCUGACAGUUAGUGACUUGGACCCCCUCAUCCUGACGCUCUCCCUCAUCCUCGUGCUCAUCCUGCUGCUGCUGGCCGUGCUCGCCCUGCUCUCCCACCGCAGAGCUUUGAAGCAGAAAAUCUGGCCUGGCAUCCCAAGCCCUGAGAGUGAGUUUGAGGGCCUCUUCACCACCCACAAGGGUAACUUCCAGCUGUGGUUGUACCAGAAUGAGGGCUGCCUUUGGUGGAGCCCCUGCACACCCUUUGCAGAGGACCCACCCGCUCCCCUGGAAGUCCUCUCUGAACGCUGCUGGGGGGCAACACAGGCCGUGGAGCCAGGGGCAGAGGAUGAGGGACCCCUGCUGGAGCCAGUGGGCAGUGAACAUACCCAGGACACCUACCUGGUGCUGGACAAGUGGUUGCUGCCCCGGAACCCCCCCACUGAGGAUCUGCCACGGCCUGAUGGCGGUUUGGACAUGGUAGCCAUGGAUAAAGGCUCAGAAGCAUCCUCCUACUCAUCUGCUUUGUCCCUGAAGCCUGGGCCAGAGGGGGCCUUGGGUACCAGCUUUGAGUAUACAAUCCUGGAUCCCAGCUCCCAGCUCUUGCGCCCAAGGGCACUGCCCCCUGAGCUGCCCCCCACCCCACCCCACAUAAAGUACCUGUACCUCAUGGUGUCCGACUCUGGCAUCUCAACUGACUACAGCUCAGGGGGCUCCCAGGGAGCCCAGGGGGACUCAUCGAAUGGCCCCUUCUCGAAUCCUUAUGAGAACAGCCUCUCCCCAGCCUUGGAGCCUUCACCUCCCAGCUACGUGGCCUGCUCCUAGGACUCCAGCCCUCAGAUGCUUGGAGACCCAGGAUGACCUCAAGUGCUAGUCCAGGCCUAAGACUUAUUGAGCAGGGUUGGUGAGGCCACCCUUGGGUUUCUGCCCAGUCCAUCCUUGCUCAGUCCAUCCUUGCAGUAUUUUGAAAUUGUAUAGAGUUGUGUGUGUGUGUGUGUAUGCAUGUAUGUGUGUCUUUUUUUUUUUUUUUCUUUCCUAUCAUGACUUCUACAAACAUCCUGUAAGCCCCAUCUUUCCCUGGGCCCAGGCCAUAGGGGCAGCAGUAAAAGGCCUCAAGCUCCAACUCAAAUUUUGGAUCUGGCAACCUGAAUAAUAAUCAUAAUAGCAUGAAUUAGUCAGUAUAUGUUAUACUAGCUGCCAUAACAAACAACUCCUAAAUAUGAGUGACUUAACACAUCAAAUGCUUUCUCUCUCCUAUUUCAGUGCAAACCUGUAGAUGGGCAGCCAUCUCUGGGACAAGUGAGAAGCCUGGACUCUUCUGGUCUCUGGCUUCACCAUCCCCCCAGGGCCACACUGAGAUCUUUAGAUGGGUCCUCUGUGUCUUGCCAACCAACAAGCAGAACAAAGAGCAGAAGAUUUGGUGGGCCAUUUUAGGGAGUAGGCUAAGAGGUAGUAAUCAUCUCUUCUUCACAAAUUCCAUUGGCCAGAAACACUCAAGAAUCCCUGUGGGAUCACAGGA
Messenger RNA from Mustela lutreola (European mink), 3058 nucleotides. It is a transcript of the gene EPOR, whose product is annotated as erythropoietin receptor. The record is from RefSeq and is a predicted model, not a curated record. The transcript is spliced from 8 exons. Lineage: Eukaryota; Metazoa; Chordata; Mammalia; Carnivora; Mustelidae. Bases 835 to 2364 code for a protein of 509 amino acids. Gene Ontology annotation, biological process: hemopoiesis; positive regulation of cell population proliferation; cytokine-mediated signaling pathway. Gene Ontology annotation, cellular component: external side of plasma membrane; membrane. Gene Ontology annotation, molecular function: erythropoietin receptor activity; protein binding.